UCUCAGUUGUUGUUUCGCUCCCAUAUCACUAUGGAGGACUUGGAGCGAGAGGACUUCAAGAUUCAUGAUCCUGCAGUGGCAUGGUUGAACGAAAACGAAGUGGCACUUCGCACCAGAGAGGGACACGUUCUGUCGUACAACCUCAACAGCAACAUCACCACCACACUUCUGGACAACAGCUCCCUGGACCUGAGUGCUACGAAGUUCCAAGUGUCUGUGGACAAAAGGUUUGUCCUCUUGGCGUAUAAUAUUCAACCGGUAAGUUUUGUCUGAAUAUAAGUGACAACCACAUUUAUUCUAAACUAUUCCACAUAAGAAAGUCAAGCUUU
Thalassophryne amazonica is the source of this 329-nucleotide messenger RNA. RefSeq names its product inactive dipeptidyl peptidase 10-like. The transcript has 3 exons. Bases 31 to 273 code for a protein of 80 amino acids. NCBI's taxonomy places the organism in Eukaryota, Metazoa, Chordata, Actinopteri, Batrachoidiformes, Batrachoididae. The record is from RefSeq and is a predicted model, not a curated record.